This is a messenger RNA of Falco peregrinus (peregrine falcon), 2934 nucleotides long. RefSeq names its product uridine-cytidine kinase 2 (gene UCK2). Gene Ontology annotation, cellular component: cytoplasm; cytosol. Gene Ontology annotation, molecular function: kinase activity; ATP binding. NCBI's taxonomy places the organism in Eukaryota, Metazoa, Chordata, Aves, Falconiformes, Falconidae. The transcript is spliced from 7 exons. The record is from RefSeq and is a predicted model, not a curated record. The coding region runs from base 40 to 978 and encodes 312 amino acids.
GCCGUGCUGUGCCGCGCCGCCGGCAGGCUGGGCCGGAGCAUGUGCAGCUGCGGCAGGCACCUGGCAGGGAGCCGCAGCGCCGGGGAUGUGAACCAGGCGGGGAGGAAGGCCCUUGACUCAUCAGAUAAAUCCAGCCCCGCACGGCGAGCGAAGGCGGAGGAGGCGAGGCGGCGGCGCUGCUGGCAGGGGAGGAUGGCGGGGGACAGCGAGCAGCGGCUGGAGGAGCAGGGGCAGCCCAGCGGCGGCGAGCCCUUCCUCAUCGGGGUCAGCGGCGGCACGGCCAGCGGCAAGUCCUCAGUGUGCUCCAAGAUCGUCCAGCUGCUGGGCCAGAACGAGGUGGACUACCGCCAGAAGCAGGUGGUGAUCGUGAGCCAAGACAGCUUCUACCGGGUCCUCACCUCAGAACAGAAAUCCAAAGCGCUCAAAGGCCAGUUCAAUUUUGACCACCCAGAUGCCUUUGACAACGAGCUGAUCGUGAAAACACUCAAAGAGAUCACGGAAGGGAAAACGGUCCAGAUUCCUGUCUAUGACUUUGUCUCCCACUCCAGGAAAGAGGAGACGGUGACAGUCUACCCUGCCGACGUGGUGCUCUUCGAAGGCAUCCUGGCCUUCUACAGCCAGGAGGUGCGGGAUCUCUUUCGCAUGAAGCUCUUUGUGGACACGGAUGCAGACACCCGGCUGUCCCGCAGAGUGCUACGAGACAUCAGUGAGCGAGGCAGGGACCUCGAGCAGAUCUUAUCUCAGUACAUCACCUUCGUCAAGCCUGCCUUUGAGGAGUUCUGUUUGCCAACCAAGAAAUAUGCUGACGUGAUCAUUCCCCGAGGAGCAGAUAAUGAAGUGGCCAUAAACCUGAUUGUGCAGCACAUCCAGGACAUUCUUAACGGAGGACUCAGCAAACGCCAGAGCAACGGCUACCUGAACGGCUACACUCCUCCCCGCCAGCGGCAGCCCUCAGAGUCCAGCAGCCGGCCUCACUGACCCCAAGCAGCAGGUGUGAGGCUGGGGGCGGAGGGCACUCAGGCCCCAGCACCGCCCCCCUGUACAUACUGUCCGUUCAUUCCCCCCUUAUCUAUUUAAGAAACCAGACGGAGAUGAAUGCCUUUAAUUUUGUAUGUUGAAAAUGCCGAAUGAGAAGCAGCCGGCUGCUCGGGAGCCUGGACCGCCCACAGCUCCUGGCCUUGCUCAAUAACUCCUCCAGCACAGAACCGGCUAUAAAUCUCUAUAAAUAUAGAAUUGCUCUAUUUUUGUGUAAAUGCAGAAUAAUGUAAAAUUACUUGCCAUAAGGUAUUUGCCAGGCUCAGUGUUGCUGGGAGGGGGCUGGGAAGAGGGUCCCAGGAGGUGUCAGGAUCUUCAGCUCAAAGGCGGUAAGGAAGGAAGAGGUUCAGCAGCUGCUUUGGUAUCGCAGUGGCCUCCAUCCCGGGGAAGGGACAGGCUGCGGUGGAGGUGGCGACUUGAAUGUGGCAUGGAUUUUGUGACUGGGCUGGGGUUGCCGCCUCCUGCCAUUGCUGUUCAGGUCCGAGCAGCCUGGUUUUGACUGGCAGGCACCACACGACACCACUGGGAGCUGAGAUAAUGAUGUGUAAUACCCCCCUGACUGUCUCUGCACUUCCAGGUCUCAGUCCCUCAACCAGCAUCCCUUUCGGUGUGUGCUGCCCCUUCCCACCACAGGUGUGAAUCUGCUGUCACACCCUCCAGCAAGGACCUGGUGGGUGAUGCUGGAUAUGUGAUCAUAUAAAUGUGGCAGCUCGCAUCUUUAGCAGUCUCACUGCCCAGCUUGGGUGAGGAGGUGCAUGGAUAUCUUUGGAGCUCAGUGGCCACGUGUGUGGUGGGACUCCAAGCUGAGAGCCCUGGGUCAACCCUAAGCCUGGCAAUUGGCUUGCAGAAUGUCAGAGGUGUGCCUGUCAUUCCUCAUUUGGAACAGUUUUGCUCUUGGAGGGGUGAUUUUGGGUCUGUAAGGUAUGGUUAAUGGAGAACCAGUCUCUUCUGAAAGAAAGGGGCAAUAGAUGAAAGGCAGCUGCUGAGCAGCCUGUCUGAGGAGGGGGGCAGCAUGUGUAGCAGUUCCUGGGCUGCCUAGCAUCCCCAUAUCGGACAUCCACAGGUCCCAGCUGUGAGUAGCAUGAAACUGGAAGCCCAGGAGUCCUCUGCCCUGCUUUUUCAGAGCAUGAUCUUGCCUGGCUGGUGUCCUGCUGUCCCUGCAGUAUGUCGCCCCCAGAGUGUGCCCUCCCUUGGCCAGGGGGUGAGAAUUAGUCUUCCCUAACCUAGAAGUGCUGCCAACACCCACAUUCCAGGAGAGCCUGGUGGGGUUGUACUGCAGGUCUGGGGAUGCCUGGAGAGCAAGGUGGGGCAGCUGGGCUGGGGCAGGGGCUUGGUGGGAGCCAGGGAAGGGGAUGUGGUGGGAUGGUAGGCAGGAAAGAUCCUUUAGCCCAUGCUGCUGGGACUGCCUCACCCCACUGAAAACAAAGUUUCACAGGCAUCCCACAAAGCCUGGAGCACGGACUGUUAGCCUUGCACUCUGAUGAUUUUCAGUCUUUCCAGAGCAUUGGUUUUGCUCUGCAUGGUUAAAAGCUUAUAAACCAUAGACACACAACACAGCCUUGUGUGAGCUGAGAAAAGCUUUGAUUUUUAACAAAGAGAACAAGAAAGGAAGCACUGCCUCCAAUAAGUGCUGCUGGGGGAAAUUAAUUCCCUCUUGAUCUGUGAUGGGGGCACAUGGCAACCCUUUAUCCCCCUCCUUGUCUGCAGACACUCCCUGAGGCAUGUCGGCGUUGCCAUAAUCAAAGGGCUGGCACUGGCUAAUUCUAGGUACAGCCACAGGUAAGAGGAACUAAAGACCUGCAAAACUGGUGAGGCUUCUCAGGGCUUAAGCAGCCAAGACAGCUCUCAAGAUUAAAUACUGGCCUCCUCUGCCCUGUAAAUAAAGACAGAACAAAUGGA